AUGCUCCGGAGAAAUCCGCCAGGUUUUGUAAAUGAUGGAGGGAAUGAAACCAAUGAUCCCACGUUACUUGUUGGCAUGAAGUUCGGAAUAGAGGAUAAAGAAAAGCUUUGUAAAAAUGAACCAUGUCAGCCACCCGAAUCCGUUCUAUCUGAGAGAAAAAAUAAAAUUGGAGAACGUAACCGGUACUGCUCGCAGGCGGUAUUCUUUCACGAAGAUCAAACUAGGUGCAAAUGGCUUUCAUACUCGCUAAGUAAGGAUCGUCUAUUCUGCCUCCCAUGUCUCCUAUUUUCAGAUGAAUGUUUAAGAGGCGAAAACACAUGUCACAACCAAGGAAAUGCUUUUACGAAUGCUGGGUACUUGAACUGGAAGAAACAGUACAGUAAUAUCACAAAGCACGAAAAGUCCGAAAGUCAUAUAAAUGCCAAGAUUGCUCAAGUUGUCUUUUUGCAAGGACAAUCAAUCUAUUCAUGCUUGAAGCAACAAGAAAAGACAGAAAUUUUGCGUCGGAAGAGAGAAGUCGUGGCAAACUGCAGUAUUAUGGAACGCGUUGUCGACACUGUUGCACAUUUGGGAAAGCAGGGACUUGCUUUCAGAGGGCAUCGAGAGUCGCUAAUUGAUGACCCAGAAGCAAAUAAAGGAACUUUUCUAGAGUCGCUGAAUUACCUGUCAACCUACGAUAUAACAACUGCGAAUCAUCUUGAAAAGGUUAGAAAUCAACAAGCUAUGUCGAGAAGAAAGGGCAGGAAAAAAGGUGCCAAAAAGGACGGGGUUUGA
This is a messenger RNA of Paramuricea clavata, 774 nucleotides long. The record is from the annotation of a GenBank genome assembly. NCBI's taxonomy places the organism in Eukaryota, Metazoa, Cnidaria, Anthozoa, Malacalcyonacea, Plexauridae.